UCGGACGUGUUUUAGUGGAAAGCUUUUGCGUGAAAACUCGAGUGCAGAAAAUAAAUGAAGUUCAAGUGAUUAUUCGGUGUAGGCGCCAAGGCGCAUUCAGUGAUACCGUGUGGUUGAUCAAGUGAUCUGCGUGCGGUGGCUGUUUUAAGGCGAAGACAAUUACGCACCGUGGUUUAUAUGGGUGUUGCAGUUUGGGGCAGCAGAAGCAAGUAUCAGAAAAGGAAAAGCAGUGCAAUUCACUUUCACCUGCCCGGUGUGGAGUCGAAGUGACAUUGAUUAACGAUACUGGGCUUAAUUGCUCUGGCGGUUGUAAAAGUGUCGUUUCGGUCGAAAUUCGCGAUCUUGACUUGUAUUUGGGGCGGUCAUAUUGUUGUAGCUCACGCACGCACGCACGAACGGGUUCAACGUUCUUCGGCAAAAGUGUUUUCGUACCAGGUUUUAUUUUGUGAAUCCACCUCGAGUGGAACAUGGGGAAGUGACCAAAAAUGUGUAAUAAAAGUGGUGAUUUAUUUAUAAAACGAGAAGAUUGAACAACCAGUUUUUCCGUGGGAGCUAGAACGUAUUGCUGAGUUGUGUUGUAGGCUGGUAGUUGGACGCUGCAUGCGUCGCGUGGUGUUCUAGUUUUACAAUUUUAGUUUUCAUCUUGCACGCCGUUUUUAUGCGCUGCAACAGCUGUGUCUGCGAAUCGCGUGCGGGUUUUCGCCUUUUCCUUUCGUCGAGGAUCGAAAAUAACCUUGAGUGGCGCAAAGUGAACGAGAUUUUCAAGUUGAGACUGGACAUAUUUGCUAGUUUUUCCUAACUGCUGCGGUGUUUCGCCCUUGCUCGCCGUGACAUCAACGAGUCUGUGCGCUCGACUGGAAUUGAUACAGAGUUUAACUGGCCUCGAGGCUACCACACCGGUGGUGUGUUGAGUUUAUGUAUGCAUUGAAGUUGGCAGUGCAAUGAGUGGUAGUGCAAAAUUAAUUAAAAUUAUAUCAAAUCGAUCAAAUAAAUUACGUGCGAAGGAAAAUGCUUGUUGGAAAUAGUGCCAAUGGCUACAGGUGUGGUGGAGCUGGUUCCAAUUAAAGUCACAUUAAAUUGUCAUGUCUUAGAAAAAAUGCCGAACGCACUCUGCGGAAAUGCUCAGUGAUUGAUUUCAGCUACAGAAGAAGGCCGCUUGCGUCGGUAUGAUACAUACGAAAAAUGUGUGGUUGCCAUAAAAUGUUAAAUUUAGUGCAUGGUUCCGGAGGUGCACGUGUCAAUUUCGAAAUUCGUGGAGUGUCAUUGCGUUGGGGGGUUAAGGCCUACCGCGGUUGGCUGUGUGAUAAGACGUAAUAAUUGAAAAUAGUAUGAAGCUGGAAAGCGGCAGUGUGCCAACGAAAACAGCUGAGGAAGCUUGCGAUGAGGCAGAAGAAAGGGAAACCGAAAAGUAUCAUCGCGUUGCUUUUGGAAGCGACAGUUGGCCGAGUCAACAUUACAACAGCAAUCAUAAGUGCAAACGCUACAGUUCUCCCGAUGCUGGGUGUGAAUUAAUGUUCGUGGCAAUCGUUGUGAUAAUUUUGACCAGUUUCACGGUGAUGAUAGGCGGCGAUGUAUUUACGGUUGGUUAUCUCACUGGAUCGCAGCGACGGCCGGGAGAUCGAGAAUAUGCAAGACCAGGAUUGCAAAUAUCGGGUGCAAUAACUCUAGCCAUUGAUGAAGUAAACGACAUUUACUUCAGUCGGCAUGGCCACAAGCUUCAAUUCGAGGUGGCAGAAACGUACGGCGAAGAGGUAACUAGUAUUAGGAAAACGGCUGAUCUCUGGACAAAAGAUGUGAUAGGCUAUAUAGGGCCACAAGAAACCUGUGUUCACGAGGGCAGGAUGGCGGCUGCCUUUAAUUUACCCAUGAUUUCUUAUUUUUGUACGCACAACGAAACUUCAAAUAAAAAGCAUUUUCCUACAUUUGCUAGAACCAGACCGCCUGACUUGCAGAUAUCGAAGUCGGUUGUUUCGCUUCUGAUUGGUUACAAUUGGACUCAGGUUACUUUCUUCUAUCGUGCAUCAGAUAACGCCGAGUAUGAUGCAGUGGCUGAAACGCUCAAAACAACGCUUAGAACCAACGACAUUCGGAUUAGGUUCACACGCACCUGGAGUACAAUCUAUCACCAUGGCUAUUCACCGAAUCCUUUCGAUCGUCUGGUGGAGGAAACUUUUCCGGAAAGUAGAAUUUACUUGGUGCUGGGUCACCACGACGAGCACAUUGGCCUGCUGGUUAGCCUGAAGCGCAAGGGGUUACUGACCGCCGGCGAGUACUUCGUCGUGGGAGUGGACCUUGAACAAUACGAUGCCGCCCUGCCAAAGAAGUAUCUGCACGGACUGCUGCAGACUGCGCCGGACCAGGAUGCGGUGUCGGCCCUGCAGCACUACCUCGGAGUCGUGCCGUCUGCUCCCGUCAAGUUUGAAGAAUUCGCUGUCAAGGUGAACAAAUACCUGGAGCUCCCACCAUUCAAUUACCGCAACCCGCUGGUAUACUUCGGAGGCGUUAAACAGAUUCGCGCUGAGGCUGCUUACCUUUACGAUGCGGUUCAUUUGUAUGCUAAUGCGUUGCUGCGAGUCCUGCUUGCCGGUGAUAGUCCGAAAAAUGGCACCGCAAUUAUCGAAGCCAUCAAGGGUCGAGCAUACUUGAGUGCCAUGGGUUACCUGAUACAUAUCGACGAGAAUGGUGAUGCCACCGGGAAUUACACUAUUUUAGCUAGAAAACCUAUCCCUUCCGCUACCUCGGAGAGAGAAUAUGGACUGUUUCCAAUCGGACGUUUUAGCACACCGCAUGCUGAUACGAUUCCGGACAUAAAGCUGUUCGAUGUCAUAGAUUGGGCGGGAUAUGGGCCACCCGUUGCCGAGCCUCACUGCGGCUUUCAUGGCGAGAAGUGUAUCAGUUACACUGGUGAGAUUUCGGCUGGUGUUGCUGCUGGUGCGCUGCUGCUGUUGGGGGUUGUUUCGCUCGUGCUCUAUCGCAACUGGCGCUACGAACAGGAGUUGGAUAGCCUGCUGUGGAAAGUUGAUUUUAAAGACAUCCAAAUGCACGAAAAUGAGAAGGAAAAUGCGAACCAGAAGAUGACGAGGAACACCCACCCGCUGAUCCGCACCAGUCAGGUUAGCUUGAGCUCCAAUCCGGACACGGAUUUCCGUUACACGACGAUUUUCACCCCGAUCGGAUUGUACAAAGGUCAGCUGUAUGCCAUCAAGAAGGUCCGCAAGAAGAGCAUCGAUAUCACCCGGGAGAUGAAGAAGGAACUGAAGAUGCUUCGUGACAUGCGGCACGAUAACCUGAAUGCAUUUAUUGGGGCUUGCACGGAGCCACCGAACAUUUGUAUUAUCACCGAGUAUUGCACUAGGGGGAGUUUGAAGGAUGUUUUGGAGAAUGAAGAUGUUAAAUUGGAUAAUAUGUUCACUGCGUCGAUGGUUGCCGAUAUCCUACGGGGGAUGAUCUAUCUCCAUGAUUCCCCGCUACGAUUCCACGGAUCUCUGCGAACAUCGAACUGUCUGAUUGAUUCUCGAUGGGUUGUCAAGUUAAGCGAUUUUGGUUUGUUUGCAUUCAAACAAGGUGCCGACGAUAUGCAAGACGAGAAAGAAAAGUCUGAAAGCCAGUGUGAAAAACUUCUCUAUCGAGCGCCAGAGUUGGUUCGAGCGGGACCAGUGACCUGUAUUCCUGGAUCACCAAAAGGAGAUGUAUAUUCGUUCGGUAUAGUCUUAUAUGAGAUCUUCACCCGUAAGGGACCAUUCGGCGAAAUAGAAUGUACCCCCGCGGAAUGCUUAAAGCGGGUUCUACAUCCUCUGGAUCCGAAUACUCCUUUUCGCCCAGCGAUUCAACCGUUGGAGACUUCAUUUGACUGUGUUCGCGAAUGCAUAAAAGAAUGUUGGUGUGAGAAACCGGAUGAUCGACCAGAUUUCAAAACGGUUAGGAAUAAGUUGCGAGUUUUGCGAAAGGGUAUGAAGCCAAAUAUUUUUGACAAUAUGAUGGCAAUGAUGGAGAAAUACGCUACCAAUCUUGAACAGUUGGUAGACGAACGAACGGAUCAGUUGCAGCAGGAAAAGAAAAAGACGGAAGCACUGCUUCUGGAGAUGCUGCCACGACCAGUGGCCGAGCAACUGAAACGGGGGCAUAAAGUUGAGGCUGAGAGUUAUGAUCUAGUCACGAUCUACUUUAGUGAUAUUGUCGGAUUUACGUCGAUGUCAGCGGAGAGUACUCCGCUGCAAGUGGUAGACUUCCUGAAUGACCUUUACACGUGUUUCGAUUCCAUCAUAGGGCAUUAUGACGUAUAUAAGGUGGAAACGAUAGGAGAUGCAUACAUGGUGGUGUCAGGUCUACCUAUUCGAAACGGAUUAACCCAUGCGGGUGAAAUUGCUUCAAUGUCCUUGCAACUGUUGGACGCGGUUUCCGAAUUCAAAAUCCGACACAGGCCAAAGGAUCGCUUAUAUUUAAGAAUCGGUAUUCAUUCAGGACCAGUGUGUGCUGGAGUGGUGGGACUUAAAAUGCCUCGGUAUUGUCUAUUUGGAGAUACGGUUAACACUGCGUCCAGGAUGGAGUCCACGGGUAUGCAACUGAAGAUUCACUGCAGCUUACAAACCAAAGAAAUUCUCGACUCUCUCGGAGGGUAUCACUUCGAAGAUCGUGGAUUUAUUCCUAUGAAGGGCAAGGGCGAGCAGCGUACGUUUUGGCUGGUUGGCGAGGAUCCUGAGGCUCGGGCUAAGCGAACUCAAGAGCGUGCCGAACGACGAGGUUCCCGUGCUCUGAACAAAUAUAUUGGAAUGCUCAAGCAAUCGAACAGUACCAAUGGGGUUCGUAGUUCGCUCAAAAACCGUGUCGUGGUACCACGAACUUCAUUACCUCGCUCAUCUAGUCUAGAGUCACCGAAGCGAUUGCGUUUUGCCAGUGGAUCCAUGUUGGAGCAGCACCGGUAUCAUCACUACAGCGACGAUGCCCUGAUGGAAGUCAUUUCGGACGCCAGUACACGCAAGUCCGACAACAGCUUAGCGGAUACCGAGGACUUCACCUCUUCUUGCCCUUGCAUCGAUAAUCUUGGACUGAAUACUGAACGGUUCCUUGCACAAUCUUGCCCCACGGUUACGACGCCACUGCUCACUAAUACAGUUGCUACUUAACUACUAGUCUUAAUACACACCAUCCUCUUGUUACGACAUGUCAACUGAAAUUUACUCCAGCAAGAAAGCAAAAAAAUGUUAAAUGUUUGAAAAAUCUCAACAAACAUAAUAUAUUAAUGUCAUUUUACUAUGGUGGAUUUAAAUAGCUUCUUGCUAAACCAAAUUCUUAAACAUUCACAACUUUUCAAAAUCUAAAUGUUAUAAAUGGAGUUCUAUUAUUUAUUCAGCUAUUAAAUCUAAAUAGAUAAGGCUGAAUCAACAAU
Messenger RNA from Armigeres subalbatus, 5386 nucleotides. Its product is annotated as speract receptor. The transcript is spliced from 15 exons. Gene Ontology annotation, biological process: receptor guanylyl cyclase signaling pathway; intracellular signal transduction; protein phosphorylation. The record is from RefSeq and is a predicted model, not a curated record. NCBI's taxonomy places the organism in Eukaryota, Metazoa, Arthropoda, Insecta, Diptera, Culicidae. Gene Ontology annotation, molecular function: guanylate cyclase activity; protein kinase activity; adenylate cyclase activity. Gene Ontology annotation, cellular component: plasma membrane. The coding region runs from base 1329 to 5123 and encodes 1264 amino acids.